AGAGGGUAGACACUUACCACCAUAUCCAUAUGAUUUACAUUAUCUAUUUUCAAACCAAUGACAACCACAAGGAGAAGAUGGGUUUUAUCUCAAUUCCAUUCCACUUCUGGUAUAUAUUAGUAGUACUCUAUAGUCUUUGGUUUCCAUAUAGAGCCACUUCAAACAGUCAAUUGUCUUUGUUUUUAGAAGCCUAUGGCAGCUACUUCCAAAAGACUAGAGGGAAAGGUAGCGUUGAUAACCGGAGCAGCAAGUGGAAUAGGAGAGUGUUCUGCAAAACUAUUUGCUAAACAUGGUGCAAAAAUCGUCAUUGCAGACAUUCAAGACCAACUUGGUCAAGCAGUUUGUGAAGCUAUAGGUUUUUCAAACUCGAUAUAUGUUCAUUGUGACGUAGCCAAUGAAGAAGAUGUUAAAAAUGCUGUGGAUAUUGCAGUCGCCACUUUUGGAAAACUCGAUAUCAUGUUCAAUAAUGCAGGUAUAGUAGAUCCUUACAAGGCACGCAUCAUCGACUAUGAAAAGAUAGACUUUGAGCGUGUGCUUAGUGUUAACGUUACGGGGGUCUUUCUUGGCAUGAAACAUGCUGCUAGGGUUAUGGUUCCGGCACGGGCCGGCUCAAUAAUCUCUACGGCUAGUGUUGCUUCAAAUUUAGGUGGUUUGAACACACAUGCUUAUACUUGUGCAAAACAUGCUGUAACUGGUUUGACCAAGAAUUUAGCGGUAGAGCUUGGACAAUUCGGCAUUCGAGUCAAUUGUUUGUCACCUUACGCAGUAGCCACACCAUUAGCCACAAAUUUCCUUGAGAUGGAUAGAGAAGCGGUGGAGAACAAGGCGAACUUACUUGCAAACCUCAAAGGUGUGACGCUUAAAGCUGAUGAUAUUGCUAAAGCAGCCCUUUUCUUGGUGAGCGACGAGGCAAAGUACAUUAGCGGGCAAAACUUGUUUAUCGAUGGUGGAUUUGGUAUUGUUAAUCCAUCGUUCAACAUGUUCCAAUACCCCGAUAGCCUUUGAGUUGGAAUAUUUAAAAUAAGACAUUUACGUACAUGUAUACACGUACGUAUACGUCUAGAAAAUAAUAUUGUUUUCUACGCUAAACAAAUAUCCUCUCUAUAAGUGAAGUGUUUAAUUUAUUUUCUUGUUAGCUG
Molecule: messenger RNA, 1139 nt
Organism: Helianthus annuus (common sunflower)
Lineage: Eukaryota; Viridiplantae; Streptophyta; Magnoliopsida; Asterales; Asteraceae
Product: secoisolariciresinol dehydrogenase
Exons: 2
Coding region: 193-1005 (270 amino acids)
Molecular function (GO): oxidoreductase activity, acting on the CH-OH group of donors, NAD or NADP as acceptor
Source: RefSeq, a predicted model, not a curated record